Molecule: messenger RNA, 785 nt
Organism: Ipomoea nil (Japanese morning glory)
Lineage: Eukaryota; Viridiplantae; Streptophyta; Magnoliopsida; Solanales; Convolvulaceae
Product: mavicyanin-like
Exons: 2
Coding region: 95-691 (198 amino acids)
Cellular component (GO): plasma membrane
Molecular function (GO): electron transfer activity
Source: RefSeq, a predicted model, not a curated record
UUUCUCUGCACCAUAAUGCCAAACUACACGUUCUUGAUUCUCCCCUUCACUUCCUAAAAUAACAUAUAGCCGGCUAGUUCAAACCCUGCCUGAGAUGGCUGUGGCAGUUAAUUUUGCUCUUCUCUUUCUUUUAUUGGCAGCUCCGGUAGCUUUCGCUGCCGAUCAUCUCGUCGGAGACAGCAGCGGGUGGACUCAGUCUGGAGAUUAUACCACUUGGGCAUCAAGCAAGAAAUUCGCCAUGGGUGACAAUCUUGUGUUCAACUACGGAGGAAGCCACGGCGUGGACGUGGUGAGCAAAGACGAUUACGACAACUGCAACGGCGGAAACGCCAUCCAGUCCUACACCGGCGGCGCAACCACCAUCAAGCUAUCAAAAUCUGGGCCAAUGUACUUUAUCUGCCCAACCUUUGGCCACUGCCAAACAGGGAUGAAGCUGGCAAUCAAUGUUGAUUCCGGAAGCUCCGCCGCCCCUGCCGGCUCCCCGCCGGCCGGCGGCACCUCGCCCGCCACCCCGUCUCCUCCGUCAUCGGGUUCCGAAUCUCCGCCGUCAACUUCAACGCCCUCUGACAGAACAACGCCGACGGCCACGUCGUCGCCGCCUAAUGCCGCGGCGGGUGGUUCUGGUUGCAUGAGCAAAGUGGUGGUUGGGGUUUCAAUUGUUGUAGGGGUAUUGUUUGCUUUCCUGGGCUAGGCUGGAGGCAGUGCUAUAUUUGUAAUUUCCUGAUUUUUGUUUGCUUCAAAUAUUUUGUGUGUUUGUUUGUUUUUGUUAUGUUUUUAUUAUCUUA